Messenger RNA from Triticum turgidum subsp. durum (durum wheat), 270 nucleotides. NCBI's taxonomy places the organism in Eukaryota, Viridiplantae, Streptophyta, Magnoliopsida, Poales, Poaceae. The record is from the annotation of a GenBank genome assembly.
AUGAAUCACGCCAAGGAGAAGGUGAAGGACGCCGCGAGCGCGGCCAAGGCCAAGGCCAAGAUCACGCAGGCCAAGGUGGCCGAGAAGACGGAGGCCGCCACGGCGAGGUCGCACGACGAGCGUGCGCUGGCGCACGAGCGGGGCAAGGCCAAGGUCGCCGCCGCCGAGGCCGAGCUGCACCAGGCCAAGGUGACCCACCGCGAGGAGGCCAUGGAGCACCGCCUCCACAAGCGCGCCGGCACCGGGCACAAGCACGGAGCUGGCCACUGA